CCCAGCCAAUCCCUCCCUGCGUCUCAGCCUCCUCAGCCUGCAUCCUCCCCCCCCAUCCCUCCGCCUCAGCCUGCAUCCUCCCCCCCCCAUCCCUCCUCCUCCUGCCCCCGCCCCUGUUUGCUCUAUCGGAGCUGUGCGCGCAGCGCUCUCGCGGGCCAGGCAAAACGGGCUCCUGUCCUUAGCGGAGGAGUCUGAGUGGCCAGGUGAACUGCCGUCUGCUGUCCCUAUCACCUAUUCCCACCCUGGAACUGCUCAACAGCAGGUUUUUAAUGAGUCACUUCCUUAUUCUGUAAUGAGAGAAUUAAGGAAAGCCAUUGCUGAUUCUGGUCUAAAAUCCUCUUAUGUGACAGGAAUGCUAGAAGGCAUAGCAACUGGUUACAUAAUGCUACCUCAAGACUGGAAAGACCUGAUGCGCAUGCUUUUAUCCCCAGCUCAGUAUGUGGUGUUUGAGAGUGAAUUUAAACAUAGCGCAUCAGCCCUGUCUGAUCCGCAGCAUACUGCCAAUCAACUUUAUGGCGCUGGUCAGUAUAAUGAUAUAACAGCCCAGGCGACGCUGACACCUGUACAUUUUAGCCGCACCGCGACCUGUGUACAACGCGCCUUUCGGAAAGUCCCUGUUUCAGGGCAACCGCUGAGCUCCUUUGUCAAUAUUAAGCAACAGCAUUCGGAGCCAUACCAUCAGUUUAUAGAUAGAUUGAAAGAAUCAGUCACUAGGCAGAUUGAUAACACUACAGCUCAAAAUGAAUUGAUGAAAAAAUUGGCCUUUGAAAACGCAAACACCGAUUGCAAGAAAGCUUUGCAGUCAAUCAUACAUCGCCCUAAAUAUGACCUGGCCGAUAUGAUUCAAGCUUGUGCGGAUGUCGGUAGCCAGAGCCAUGCGAUGUCUUUGCUUGCCGGCGCAAUUCAAGCUACCAAUAGACCUACAG
Molecule: messenger RNA, 926 nt
Organism: Podarcis lilfordi (Lilford's wall lizard)
Lineage: Eukaryota; Metazoa; Chordata; Lepidosauria; Squamata; Lacertidae
Source: the annotation of a GenBank genome assembly